Microtus ochrogaster (prairie vole) is the source of this 12769-nucleotide messenger RNA. RefSeq names its product retrotransposon Gag like 1 (gene Rtl1). Bases 4996 to 9720 code for a protein of 1574 amino acids. NCBI's taxonomy places the organism in Eukaryota, Metazoa, Chordata, Mammalia, Rodentia, Cricetidae. The record is from RefSeq and is a predicted model, not a curated record. The transcript is spliced from 5 exons.
GUCAUGGCUAUGUGGUAAAACCCUGUCUCAAAAGAAAUAAUAAUAACAACAACAAUAAUAAUAGGUGCUUUUGGUAUUCUGUGUUACAGCUGGGUAAACUGAGGCACUAGGGCUGUGGCACUAGGGUUAAGGCACACACAGAGGUGCUUGCUGGCAGAGCCUGGCUGAGCCUGGCCCAUGUGCAGCUUUGCAAAACCUAGCUGUUAAGACGAAAGCCCGUUCAGCUGAGAGGCCAUUCCCAGUCCCUGUGCUCCCUGCCUCGCACCCCCUCGGGCUGGGUAGCCAUUUUUACACCUACUCCAUUAGCAUUCAGUCAGAAUAGAAAAUGCAGGAAACCUCACUUGCUCGUUUUUCCCACGGGAUGCCAGAGUACGUGUGGCCCCUGCUUGUGUGAUAAUUACAGAUAGAAUGUACUUGAGAAGAUGUUGCUUAGAAAAUAAACUACGAUUCGAUUGGAUAAGAAGUUUAGCCCCAAAGGUGCUCCUGACAUGAGGGAAUGCUGAGGAACACACGGAUUUCUUUUCAGGCGUGGCCAUAGAGGAAAGGCAGUCUGUCAGUAGUGUGGGUUUGAGAGAAAAAAGGAGGCUGGGUCUGCAUCUGCCCCCUUAUAUGACUUUUAGGACAGGCUUUUUCGCAUCUCCAACCCUCAGUUUCUUCUCCUUUUGAUUGACAGUGGAAAAUGCCAUCAUGGAGGGUGGCUGUGAUGAUCUUGCAUAGAUAAAAGCACACCAAGUUCAAGAGGAGGGCUGAGCGUGAGGCCAGGGCUCUGGCUUAGUCAUCCAGGAGAGCCGGUGGAGAGGCAGCAGCCUGCUGUUCCCCAGCACACGUGAAAGCAGCAGGGACUGAGAGCUGCCAGUGAGCAGCCCCAGCACCAUAGCUGGAACUGGGUCCUCGUGACCUGGUCGGCCACCUGUUAUCUCAGAACCACCUGAGUCAAUCAAUCCACUCGGAGGCUGCACAGAACGCAGGAGCUUCGCCAGCAGACUGCAAAGAGGGAACUUCUCCUGGAAGAGCCAGGAAGCCUUUGAUCUUGGUGAGAAACUGCCUUCUUCUAUCUCCUCUAUCUCUAGGUCUCUAUCUAUAGGGAAGCUUGCUGGCCUGUUAUCCAUGCCCCCAUCCCUCUGGCAUUUAUCAUCCAUACAGCCGCCUUGCUAGGCACUCACGUAUAUUCAUGCUAGAACCUACUCAUCCAUCAGAACGACCCUCCAUCCUUCCGCUUCUCUCCUUUGCAAAGGGAUCAUACAAACCUGGGUUGGAGCCCCGGGUCCUGCUUACUAGCCGAUCUUGGGCAAAUCCUUGACCCCCUCAUCAUCCUCUUAUCUGUAAAAUAAUGAGCAAUCAGAUGUAGCUAGGACGGAGAAUUAAAAGGGAGGUGGGCUGUCUAGUGUUUGGUCUCAGCAAUUUGUUAUGAAAUGUUUGCAUUUUCUUGUUUCUGCUACUGGGCUGGGAGGGAUGCAGAGAGGAAAAAAACACUGCGUUUUACAUGGCAUGUGGAGCUGAUGUUUGAGAAUUACCUGGGAUGUUUUGGCUGUGGCCUGGGUACCUUGGGGAGUGGUCUGUCCGGGACACACAGCAGAGAGUGCCACCUAGUGGACCAGCACCCGGUGGGGGGUCCCAGGACCCUAGCCCCCUGGGCUACAGGCUGCCCCUGUUGAGAUGUAGUAUACGCUCUGUCUAAAGGCGCCUUUUGUUUUGUGGAUGAUGGCCAGCUCUGUCUUGUCUACGCAGUCCAACUCUUUCAGGUUUCCGUGAAAAACGGAUAAUUCAAGUAACAGCUGCUGGCUGCCAUGUCUAAUUUUGGUUUGAUAUGGGGCUGGGGGAUCUGUAUGUACCUGUCUCCAAUUUGCCUGACAGCCCUUGGAAGUAACCAGAAUUGGGCCCAUUUUCAGGGAGAAAACUGAGGCUCACUAAAUUUGUACUUGGUUAAAGCGCUGAAUUUCAAGCUGUACUUACCUUUGAGAACCCCACAGGCCCCUUGAAAGUGCAGCAAGUACUUUGGGCAGAGAUCUAAAUAAGCCAAUCAUAAAAGAAAUUUAUGAGUCCUUCAGGAAGAUUUGGACACUGCAUAGAGGUUAGAUGGCAGAAAAGAAAAGCCGUUAAGUGGUUAACUGAGAUAAUAGUAUUACACGUAUUUUUAUAAAAAUCGGGGUAAUGGAUAGCAUCUUUAUGUUUUUAUGAAGGGGACAGCCCCUUUUCAGAGAUAAAUAUUCAAAGAUGCACAGAAGAGACAAUAUGAUCUCUAGAAAUUGCCUCAACAGUCCGAGGCUGGGGACUGGGGCGGUGGGGAGCGAGGGAGGGUCCAGAGCUCAGAUGCAGCACAGGGAUAGAUGGAUUUCGUGGGCUCUGCAUCUAGAUGAUGAAAUAAAAAAAAGUUAAAACUGCGGUGUUUAAGAACACAUUGCUUUCUCUGCUUACAUUGUCUGAAAAAUCUCCAUAAUAAAUGCUGGCUUUCUUUUUUAGCAACAAGUGAAAAUCAAUGCUACUCAGUAAGAAGUGGGGUCUAGGAAAACCCAAAGCUCAGAGGGGGCUUUGGGUCUAAGUUCAGUCUAGCAGAAUGUUGUGGGGCUGGCUCACAGAUAUCUCCAAGUGGCAGAAGGACUGAAGAAACAAUUACUACAAAUUGGGUGGACAAAAGGGUAAGUGCCAGUGCUGGGGGGCACUGAGGAAUAGGUACCCACCAGAGGCACACCAUCUAGCUCUCUGGUGGCCUGCGUGCUCCUCCAGACCCUGCAGACCCCCACCAAAUGCACACCAUCAAGAUGCACACCAUCUAGCUCCCCACUGGCCCGCUUGCACCCCCAGACUCUCCCCUAGCUCUAAAGAUCCACAGCAUCUCUCCUGAAGGCAGAAACAGCAGCCUGCAUGCCCUCCUGCUGGGAUGCUGUGAUAGUUUAGUUAAGAGAACGGCACUGUCACCUGUCACACACACUGAGUAACCAGCUCAGCCACACUGUCUAGUUUCCUAUUUUGUUUUAUUUUUAAUUAAGCCUCCUUGGAAAGAUAAGAAUUGAUGCUUUUCUCCGUCAAACUGCUUGCCAAGCUGUCACAGCUGCUUUCUUCCACACUCUUUGCUCUCACUCAUAGGACAGUAAACUGCCUCACCUUGAAACCCCAAAACUGCCUGGUCCACUACCCCACUGUUCCCAGAGCCCCCACUUUCCUGAAGCUCCUGCAACAGCCACAGGCUCUGGCCCCAUCUUCGCUCUUCCCUUGGGUUUCCUGGGCGCCUGGCCACUACGCACUCCCUGCAAGCUUUCUCCCUCAGCUUUCAUUCCUCACUCUGGGAAGCAGACACCUGACAGCUCCGACCCUCAGCAGCUUGCCCGCCGCAGCCCCGUCUGCAUUGCAGCGCAGAUCCUGUGAGGGAAAGGGGCCUCUUGAAGCCACCCUGGGACACUGUCGCCCCCCCGCCCGCCUUCUUCCUCUGCAUCUGCUGCAAUUAAAGCGCCGCCGCAGAAAUCCAAAGCACAGGUCCCUCCUUUUCUUGCCUCCCCCUCCUCAUUUAAGAAUGCAAAAACUUGUAGCCCAGGCAGCCCCCUUGUGGCACUUGGGGGCGCCACAGACUCUUGGCUGGUGUCUGAAGAUUUGAGACCAUUUCCACUGCACCCUGAGUUGACACAAAUCUUAAGUGGCUCAACUCCUAUCCAAAGCAGAACUUUGCUCUCUGCUCCUUUGUAGGAAUCACCUCUCCCCUCCACUCCCCUCCACUCCCCUCCUCUCCCCAUCUGCAUCAUGCUCUGUAGGAAGGGGAGCAGCCUGAGUUCUCCUGUUCAAUACAGCUCUGACAAGCAAACAGGUGUCUGGCAACAGCAGCCAUUACCAGAAAAGGUUAUGGGAGUGGGAUCAUCUCUUAAAAUGAUGCUUGGUGCCUCUCUCUACCACAUAGGAGUGGAAUUGUCUCUUAGAAUGAUGUUUGCUUUCUAUUUCUCUCACACAGAUGGCAAAUUGAGAUGAGAAAAGGUUCAGGGUCCCAGUCUAUAUCUGAGGAAGGGGCUUGGGGUCCCCCCCACCAUAAGUGGUCAGUGUAGGGCACUUCCCUGAGAUGAGGGGGCUGCAUUAGGAGGUCUCUGUUCCCAGCUCUCAGCCCCAGACACUUGAAGAUUACACUUUGCACCAGGAAGCUCACCAGAACCCGGGAACAUUUGGAUCUCUCUAGCUCGCCAUCCACCCAAACAAAUCCUAGCCCCCACUAUGUCUGCAAUUUGAUUAAAGAUAAGUAGGGGCCCUCUCCUCAUCAGGUUAAUAAUAUCAUUUUCACAAGCCUCUUCUUAUAGGUCCUUACACCUAAUUUUGAACCUGCCCUCCAAACUGAUUGGGCCAUAAAAGAGCCGAGAUCUCAAGUACACUGGGAGGUGCUUAAAACUAAUCAAUCCAUCCUCUGCCCAUCCACAUACCCCCCAACACUCAGCACAGCCUCGCUAGGCAGUCUUCAGCAGCAGGGUGUGGUGGGGAGCCGGGGAGAGCCUUGGGUUACAUCAGCUGGGAGACGGUGAGUAUAGGACUUGGCCUUUCUGUGCCUUAGCUUCUUCGUCAAUCCAAUACAGAUCAUGGACUCCUAUUUGUGAGGUUCCCCAUGUGAGUGCUAGACAGACAUCCCAGUUCAAGGCUUCUUCCGGGGGCUCCAUAAAUCCCCACUGCUACCACCCGCCCUUGAGUGCAUUCCUGUGUGGUAAACUCUUCCCUGUUUGUUUUCUCCUUCAGAAUGAUUGCAGUUCGAAGACAGGAAGCCGACUGACCGACCGACCGAUCGACCGACCGACUGACUGACAGACCGAGCGAUCGGCCGACCGGCCAACUGACAUCAUCACUUUAGCCCUAGCCUUGCGCUAGGGACGUAGGAGCUUCCUGAAAGAAGGGAGGAUCGAGUUCAGCAGGACCACAGGAGAUCCACUUGGACACUUGCGACCAAGGUUCUGAUCUCCACGGUUGCGGUCUCUGACCACACUCAUCACAACCUUACCUGUCUUCAGAGCUCAGUCCUUUCCAACCGACGACAUGAUGGAACCCUCUGAAGACUCAUUUGAGACGAUGAUGGAGCUUAAGAAUCCAUCAUCAAAACAAAUGGAGUCCUCCGAGGGCUCAUCCAACACCGUUGAGAAGACACCAGGCAGCAGCGGGGCACAGGCGCAAGCAGAGGCGGGCUCAGACAGUGGCCCCGUCCAGGAGGGAGAAGAGCCACCCAGUGGCCCCGUCCAGGAGGGAGAAGAGCCACCCAGUGGCCCAGAGGGAGAAGAGCCACCCAGUGGCCCCGUCCAGGAGGGAGAAGAGCCACCCAGUGGCCCAGUCCAGGAGGGAGAAGAGCCAUCCAGUGGCCCAUUCCAGGAGGGAGAAGAGCCCAGUGGCCCCGUCCAGGAGGGAGAAGAGCCCAGUGGCCCAGUCCAGGAGGGAGAAGAGAUACCCAGUGGCCCAGUCCAGGAGGGAGAAGAGGGAGAAGAGCCAUCCAGUGGCCCAGUCCAGGAGGGAGAAGAGCCACCCAGUGGCCCCAUCCAGGAGGGAGACGAGCCCAGUGGCCCAGUCCAGGAGGGAGAAGAGCCACCCAGUGGCCCCGUCCAGGAGGGAGAAGAGCCCAGUGGCCCAGUCAAGGAGGGAGAAGAGCCACCCAGCGACCCCGUCCAGGAGGGAGAAGAGCCACCCAGUGGCCCAGUCCAGGAGGGAGAAGAGCCAUCCAGUGGGCCAGUCCAGGAGGGAGAAGAGCCCAGUGGCCCCGUCCAGGAGGGAGAAGAGCCCAGUGGCCCAGUCAAGGAGGGAGAAGAGCCACCCAGCGACCCCGUCCAGGAGGGAGAAGAGCAGUCCAGUGGCCUUGUCCAGGAGGGAGAAGAGCCACCCAGUGGCCCAGUCCAGGAGGGAGAAGAGCCACCCAGUGACCCAGUCCAGGAGGGAGAAGAGGGAGAAGAGCCAUCCAGUGGCUCUGACCAGGAAAUGCAAGAGCUGCCCACUGAUGAAGAGCUAUCCAGUGACUCAUAUGAGGAAAGCGAGGAUUCAUACAGUGACGAAGACCUGGACAGGACCUACUACAGUUCAGAUCCACUCAGUGAGGCAACUGAUGGCAUAGAUUCCAUGUAUGGGAGCCAGGCAAAUGACGAGACUGACCUGGAAGAUAGAAGUGGGGAGCUUGAAGGCGAGGGUCAGCCCAGGAGCUCUCCAGAAGAAGUCAUGGCCACGAUGGGGACCAUCAUCUCCAUGUUCCUCCGAAUGCAAGAUGUCAGACAACAGCACAUAGUGACAGAGGAGAUCUUGACACAAGCCAUGGAGGACGGCCAGCUGCCCACCAUCAGGCGCUUCUCUGGAGAUCGAAGAGAUUACCAUGAGUUCCUCGUGCUCUGCCAGAUGACCAUGCAGAGCCACGCAUCAAUGUUCUACAAUGACCAGCUGCGAGUUAGGUUUGUCAUGCGCCAUCUGUCUGGCCUAGCCUUGGAGUGGGCCAACGCCCUGGUAGAGGAGAACAGCCCCCUGAUAAACGACUACGAGGGCUUCCUGCAGGCCAUGUCAGAUAUGUUCGAGUACCGGCAGACUCUACGUGUGGCAGAAGACGCCAUGUUCAAACUCAGGCAGGGGAACCGCAGUGUGGCCGAUUACAUUAAUGAGUUCCAGAGUCUGGUACCCACCUUGGGCUGGCCAGAUGAAGUCCUGCAGGCCCACCUGUGCCAUGGGCUCAACGAAGACAUCAGGCACUAUCUGUUCCGGAUCCCUCAGCCGAAUUCCCUGAAGAAUCUGAUGGUGGUCGUCCUGCAAAUUGAAGACAAGCUGGCAGAGAGGAGAGCAGUGCUCAGGCUGCCCCCCGAGUCUCGCCCAAGGAACAUGACCUGGAUGGACUCACCUGCCCCAGAGAAGUGGCGGGUGAGCAGCUGGCUGUCCCAUACGUACCAUCCAGACAUCGACCGUGCCCACCUCUUCCUGCUGCUCAUGGUGAGGGUGAGCCCCUACCAGAGUGUCGCAGUACAGGCUCUGGUGGACUCCGGAGCAGAAGGGAACUACAUGGAUGAGAAGUUUGCCCAAGAACACUACGUGGAGCUCUAUGAGAAACCCUAUCCACAGGCGAUCAAAACUGUGGACGGCUCCCUGAUUGGCAACGAACCCAUCUGGCUAUACACUGAACCCCUGAUGUGCAUCCAACAGAACCAUUAUGAGUACAUUGAAUUUGACAUCGUACCUUCGCCCCACUACUCUGUGGUCUUAGGCAUCAAGUGGCUCCGAACCCAUGCACCUGACGUCGACUGGACCAGAGGCCGUUGCACCUUCCACUCUCCCUACUGCCUGAAGAAUUGCUUCCACCCACCCCCACCAUGCAUCGCACUGGAGAAAUACAGCGUGAGCCUGCUACCCGGAUUGCCACACUCGUACUCAGACCUGGCCGACGUGUUUAACCCGAAGGAAGCAGAUGAUGAGACUUCCGACCAGCCAAGCUCAGACGGAUCCGAUGAUCUUUCUGAAUCAGAGCCCUCUGAGCUUCAGCAGGCUGGAGACAGUGAUCGAAACGACGUCUUUUAUGAGUCUCCUUCCAAGGUGCCUUGGGAAUCUGUGGCAGCCAGGAUGCAACAAAAAGCCAGGCAGCAAGAGGAAUACUGGAUUUUGUAUGACAUGCUGACGGACAGACAGGACUACGUACAGAUGAUGCCAGAACUCUUUGACCAAUUACAUGGAGCUGCAUGGUUCACAAAACUGGAGCUGCGUAGGGACAUUAAGGGAACCAAUGAGACCUAUAGCGUCUCACAUACAGAAGACACAUGGAAAGCAACAUUUGGUUUGACUGAUCACCAGAUGAGAUGCUACCGGCCCUUCACAUUGUGCUCAUUUGCCGACAAAUCUGAUAAUGAGAUUCACUCUAUCCUAAAAGACAUCCUAGGCUUCUACGUGAUUUGCCGUGGCCAAGAAGUCCUGAUCUACUCAAUGACCCAGGAGGAACACUACGAGCAUGUCCGCCAAGUUCUGCUUCGCUUUCGCCAUAACAAUGUCUACUGCUCACUGGACAGAAGCCAGUUCCAUUGCCAGACCGCAGAAAUCAUGGGCUUCGCACUAUUCCCCAAAGGGGUGAAACUCAACAAGACCCUCAUGAAUCUCAUUACGGGGUGCCCUGCCCCUGGCAACAGGAGGUGCCUCCAAGCCAUUAUCGAACUCAUGUAUCCCUACCGCCACUUUGUGGAGCACUUCGCCAUCAUCGCAGAGCCCCUGGUGAGGCAGCUGCUAAGUUCAGCACCCUUCUACUGGGGAGAAGAGGAGCAGGAGGCCUUGGAAUGCCUGAAGAGGGCUUUCCGCAAGUCACCCAUUCUCUACCACCCCAAGCCUCAGAACCCAUUCUACUUGGAAACAGGCAUCACUGGGUCAUCCCUAUAUGCCUCCCUGAUCCAAACUGAUGAAGAAACUGGCAAGAAAGCUACCUGCGCUUUCUACUCACGAAAACUCUCCCCAAUGGAGGUGGAUUACCCUCAAGUGGAGCUGAGGAUCCUUCCAAUUCGGGCUUCCUUCAUGGUGUGGAGCCGCUACCUGGAGAACACCGAGGAGCCCAUCAUGAUCCUUCUCAACACAGAGGAUCUAGCCUCUCUGAAUAAUGACAGGCUCACCGUACUUCUCCCCGGGCAUUGGGUCUUCUUCUUCUCUCACUUCCAUUUUGACGUAAUGGAGUUGCCUGAUCAAGAUGACACCCGAGCCCUGUCCUAUAGGAGAAGUCAAAAUCAGAGAGGCUUCAGGGGCAGGUUUCUGCGGCCACUGCUGCUGCUUGCCCUGAGGGGAGGUCAAAGGGAUUUAUCCUCUGAGUCCCAGUCCGAAGACAGUGAAGACGAGUCAUAUCAAGAGUCGGCGGAGUUGAAUCGGCAGAGCCUGGUGCAGGAGCUACUGUCCACCAUCCCAAUAGAGCAGAUUUUCAACAGCUUCCUGGCCCAAAUCAAUAUGGCCCAGGUCCGGGCCUUCGUCUACAACUUCUUCUAUUGCCUGCUCCGCUGGAAGAGUGUCGUGAGUGUGGCAGCUCUCCUGGUGAUAAUGAGGGUGAAGCGGCAACAAGUCUCUCCGCUGCCUGGCCCCUCUCUGGAGGUGGACUACCCUCCGCCCCGACACACACUCCGACUCAUCCUGGACUCGAGCCUCAUUGCAGGUAGUGGCAUGGUCACAGCUCUUAUUCAGUUGUUCAGCCAGAUGCCCCCUCUUCUGGGUGCCAACACCAUUCCCGCUCGACAGUUGGCCGAAAUGUUCAUACGGCCCAGGUGCUGGCAGCGUAAUGCUCUGCAUUCCCAGCCACCACGGGGCCUGCGAUUCACCCCUGGGUUCUGGUUCACCCUGUGUCACUUCUUCGGGAUCAGAGCCAACCCUGAGGAGGACGUCUUCCCUGGCCCGCAUGAGCGCCGAUACUUGGAGCUGCACGUCGUUGGUGAUGAAGAUGUCGUCUUGCGAGAAGCCCUGCAAGACGACCUGCAACGUUACCGUCAGUGUGGCCUGCAUGACGGCCUGCAAGACACCUCGCAGGACGCGCAGGACAACGACGUGCAAGAAGCCCUGCUUGGCGACCAAGAAGCGGUCACCUUCCGCCCACAAGAUCUGUUGGACCCAGAGGUCCUAGCUUUCCUCAACAACCGCCUACUCUACAUUCUGGGUGCCGAUGGCCGACUUACUCUGAUCAGCAGAGACGAAGUGGCCCAGGCCCUCACACGAUUCCUGAUCAUGGCCUCCAGAAUAAGACCGCCUCCUCCACCCAGCAACACACUAUCUUCAUCAGAUGAUGAACUUGACUGAAACACAACAAAGACUCUGCCAUCCUUCCUUGUGCUCAGCCAGCUUCGCUUAAAUCCAGCGCCCCUUCUUGCCACUCCUGACCCAAGGGGAACCCAUUUGUGAAGGGCCACGACUUCAACUCAACCAGCAACGUCAUCUCUGCUAAAGGACUAGUCGACUACCAGCGUUCCAGAACCAGCUAAGACUGUGUAUGCAACCCUGUCCAAACUGUCCAAGACUGCGCAACCCUAUCCUAGCUGUCCGGGUCCCAAGCCCACAGCUGAGAGUGAGAGCAAUGAGAGAGGAAGCAGUGAUGAGCAACAAUGACCCUGUCAGCCCAGGCCAGAUGCAGAGCAGGCACAGCAGGCACAGCCAAGCAAGCAAAUGCCAGAACCCCCCCCCCACCACCACCACCACCCAAGUGGCGUGUGGCCACCUGUGCAUCCUGGGACACUGACCUCGGGUGCUCCACUGACUUCUACCUCCACACCGGUGUUCCAACUCCCCUGGGCCCCACCUCCACCCCCUCCCAGCCUCCCGAGGUACUGCAGUGCCAUGCCUCCCCGAGUCCCAGCCCACCCAGCAAGCAAGUCCACCCCACACUAUCCAUCUGGUCUGCCUCCCCUGACACUUCAGCUGACCCUGAACUCUGAACUCUGACCUUACCUGAGCAGAGCUGCUCAAUGGGGCAUCUGACGUACCAGUGUGACUUACCUGAUAGACUUGUCCACCUUGAAGGUCCUCGAGACUCAGGGGACACCAAAAAAAAAGGUGGUACCACCAAGUGGGGCUCCCUUUUCCGAAACUGGACAGUGCAGGGGCCAGAGACCCCACAUAAAGAAAGGAGCCCCCAAGGACACUGGUGAAGCCCCGGACACCCAGCCCACUGUGCCUAUGAACCAAGAGUGCUCUGAGCAGACCCACUGCUCUCUGUGAUGGGAAAGAGCUCCUUCCCAUAUUUUCCCAUCCCACUUCUGUUUUUGUCCCACAAAUAAAGAGAAUAAAUGAUGAUCUGGCUUUGUGCUUUGUUCUAAAAGGGAGGGGGUGAUAGCGAGAGAUAGGUUUGGGGAACAGUGAGCAUGGGGGCAGAAAGGAUGGAGUCAGUCGAGAGGGAUGGGGGUGGGCCAGUACAAGGGGGGGGAGGGGCAUGGGCAGGAGGGCUUGACUCACCCCUAAACAGCUCAUGGAGACACAGAGCAACAGGUCUCCCUUCUUCUCCUAGAGAGAGGGAAGCCACUCCACUCUCACCCCCUCAAGCUCAUUUCAAUGGGAACUACACAUGGGAAGGAGACAUGGGGGCUCAUAGGGGCAGAGGGAAGGUACCCCAAAAUCCAUGUCUUUCUAGAGUCAUAUGACAAAUGAGAAGGAGUCAGGCCAUGUUCUAUGCUCAUGACUAAGGGGACACCACACACACAGCCUGGGUCAUUCCCACAGUUGGAAAGAUUCCCAAUAAAAAAGACCUGGGUCCCUACCCUAUGGCUAUCCUGAGGGUACAUUGGUCUGGGAGUAGGUAGGAGCUCCUGGGGGAGUGGAAAGAGGGGGAGUAGCUCUCAUUCACAAAGUCUGUACCGCUACUCAGAAGUACCCCUUCUACAGGAAGUCUACCAAAUGGCUCUCCCAGUGUGACCUUAAGCAUAGCACGGAGAUUCAAUCCACAGGACCCUCACAUCCAAGGGAGACUAGCUCUAGCUCAGGUCUUUAUGGCCUGCCUGGAAAUCUGACCUCAAGUUAACUGCAAGAGACCUCCUUUGUCCUGAGAAUGUGGCAAGGCCCUGGAUACCCAAUGUGAUCCCACCUGUAGCAACAUAGCUGAGCUUGGGGCCCAGAGAAAUAUCCUGAGAGCCAAAGACCACAUCCCUCUAUGCCCUCUCCAGCCCACACUGGGAUCCCUCUGCACCCGUGAGUCCCGAGGAGCAACUGGCUACGGUCUAGCCUCCUUUACAAGGAAUCUACCCCUGACAGCAGCACCAGGAGAUCAUGGGCAGGAUCCCCGGUUUAAGGUCAGGGGCUCAGCCUCACCUUAGCACUUUGUCCUGCUCCUAAGGAAGUUGCCGGUGCCCCUCCCAGGCCCUGUAAAGAGGACAAAUUCUCCUAUCAUCAGUCCCGCUGUGCAUCAUGAAGAGCUAUGGGGGACUUCUGCAGGAUUUCAAAGGGGUCCCAAUGAAGUGUUGAGUACAACCAUCACGGAGUUCCUACCCCCCGUCUCAACCAGAAACUUUCUGGUGUCAUCUGUCCUGAAAAUCAUGGUACAGAGAGGACCACAGAGAGCGGUGGUCACAGGCAGGCCUGGGGAACCUCCUUUGUGGCUUCUAUUCUCUCACCUUAGGCCCUUCUACGCUCACAACCUAUGGUCUCAGAACCCAACACGUGACCCCCCACAUACAGCUGACAUCACAACAGCCCCAGAGACAGAGGCUGUUGUUGUCUGUCUGUCUCUCUAAGACAGCCCCAAAUGCCACGGUAUGGGUCAAGUUCAGAGGUCCAGCUGCAACAAUCCCAGCAUUCCUUAAAUAAACUGCUUACAGAAGUCCCUGGCCCCAAGUUCAGGAGGACUACCCUCCCACUGACCUGCCUUCCUAUUCCCUAAGUGGGGCACCUAAAAGAGGGGUCAGUUUCAAGACAAGGCCAUCAUCGGAGCCUUUGGUUCCUAAAGUACUCCCCGGCUCCCACGACACUCUGCUUGAAAUUCCUAAGAAGGGGCCCAUGACCUUGAGGUGGGACUGGGGUCCUAAUGGGGAGAACAAGCUCACCGCUGCUGUACCCUGGGGACCUCACACACAAAGCUGAACCUCAAAAACAAAAUUCUGUCCCUGCUUGAUGAGGACCUGUCUGGAUGCAGCGGAUGAACAGAUGACGCGUAUGUGCCUGCUGCUGUCAGGGGACCCAAGGCCUUCCACAGGAACCAGGAGAAGUGGAAAAGGAAACUUGUCAAUGGUGAUGAUGUCAUCACAGAGGUGGGCGCAUUUACCCACCUCCCACACCUACACAGAAAGUGAAGGAUCAAUAAAGGCCCACUAGCCUGCCAAUCUACCCAGCAGGGGCUUUGUCCCCAUUUACAGGAGGAGAAGGC